Molecule: messenger RNA, 4389 nt
Organism: Cylindrotheca closterium
Lineage: Eukaryota; Bacillariophyta; Bacillariophyceae; Bacillariales; Bacillariaceae
Source: the annotation of a GenBank genome assembly
AUGACGAGAAUUCCGAGUCUCCGGAUUGGACUGUUAGCAGCUGCGAUCCUCUCUUCGACAACAUGUCACUCAAGCCUACUUGAAAAUGACUCAAGACUUGAAAGUAUUGCAAGCUCCGUUACAGAAACCUCUCGCUUAUUGAGCAAACAAGCAUUGAUUGCUUACGGCCGACCCCCAAACACUGGAGGUUCUUCUAAUGUAGAUGAUUCUGAGGAAGAGAAUGCGGGAAAUGUAGGAGAUAUGGACGAUACUAAUGAUAUGAGCGAACAGGAAUCUAAUGUUGAUUUUGAUCGACCCUCAAACACAGGCUCGAGUUUUGAUUUUGACGAAGGCAAGGAGAAAGAUCAAAAGGGAGGCAUGGCCGACAUGAUGCUAGUGCCGGUACUAGGUCCGGAAUGCGACGUUGCUGUCAAUAUUGGUUGUAUUGGUUCGAACGACAUUCAAUGCGAUCAACUUCAAGUACCAUCAACGCAGUGCUCAAUAGGACGAGACGUCAUGAACCUAGGGAUUAAAUUAAUUAGCUCUGACUGUCACCAGAGUCGAACAACUCAGAAUGAACAUUUUGCGUGUGAAAGAACAGAUAUUCCAAUGCCAGAUGACGGGGCUGUGGUUGAGGUCAUCUGCUACGAUAUGUGGGGAUGGGAGCAAAUCAUCCAAGCUUUUGCUUUUGUAGGGGAAACAGAAAUCAAUCUUCAAAAAGGCGACGGGGACCUGCCUGAUACAGUAAUGUGUAUUCUGAGAGAUAACGAGGGGAAUGAAAUUCAAAGAGUGAAAUUCGAUACCAGCGGCACAGUUGACUUAUUUCUGAAGAAUGCGUUUGGAAUGAUUCAACUUGAAUCCUGUACAGUACGGGAUCGUCCCACACAGUCAUGCAAAAUGCCAGUGCAGUACAGCUAUACCGUUUCAAACCAAGGGCUAGCUCCACUAUCCUUGAUGAAAGUUGAGAGGAGUCGAAACUCCAACGUUGUUGAUCUCACACCUCUUGCACCAGUAAUAGAAUUGCGCGCUGGAGAGGGUACUCCUGGUGAGGCUACCUCGGUGGUUGAAGAUGACAUAUUGGAUCUCUGUAUUCCUGAGGUUUAUGAGACAACCGUAACAGCAUCGAGUGAUUCCUUACAACGAGGAACGCCUUGUUUCGAUUUUGCAGCUUUAGCGUUUCAAUUUCCCGGUAUUGGGCACAUGGACAUUGCCAUCAAUUGUCUAUCUGCAGAUGGACUGAACUGCACGAACCUUGGUCAAAAAGCAGAGAAUUGUUGGACUCCCAUUACUUACACUUUCGAUGUGAAGAACGUUGGGACGACAGACCUGAUUAUCACCUAUGUGGAAGUGCUCCAGAAGGGAAACGAGCUCGAUAUGGCAAGCUUCUUUCUGGAUAACAAAAUCCUACCAACUGAGAAGACAAGAGUUAAUUAUGUGGACAACGUCAACUUGUGUGUUGAAGGGGAUUAUGAAACGACAGUAACUGUCAAAGCCGAGUCUGUCGUAAAUGGCACGACAGAGGUUUGGGAAAACUAUGAGAGUUAUCCCUUUGAAAUCAAGUUUACACCAUUCCCAACGGGAGCACCAACCACUGCACACCCAAGUCGGCUACCUUCAGCGACUCCAACUAAUAAUCCGACGCCCAUACCAUCGGCAAUUCCAUCUGUGCAACCAGCCACCAAUGCACCGACUCAACCCCCGACACCAAUAUUUUCUUCAACUCCUACUAUGGCUCCAAGUCAAAAUCCAACUUUGACGUCGAGUGAGAAUCCAACCUUAAUAUCGAGUGGAAAUCCAACUUUGAAGUCGAGUGAAACUCCCACUUCAGCGUCUAGUCAAAAUCCAACUUUGUCGUUGAGUCAAAAUCCGACGUUGAUGUCGAGUGAAACUCCCACUUCAGCGUCUAGUCAAAGACCAACUUUGUCGUCGAGUCAAAAUCCGACAUCAGUGUUGAGUGGAAGUCCCACUUCAGCUUCUAGUCAAAGUCCAACUUUGUCGUCGAGUCAAAAUCCAACGUCAGUGUCGAGUGGAAGUCCCACUUCAGCGUCUAGUCACAAUCCGACUUUGUCGUCGAGUCAAAAUCCGACGUCAGUGUUGAGUGGAAGUCCCACUUCAGCUUCUAGUCAAAGUCCAACUUUGUCGUCGAGUCAAAAUCCAACGUCAGUAUCGAGUGGCAGUCCCACUUCAGCGUCUAGUCAGAAUCCGACUUUGUCGUCGAGUCAAAAUCCGACGUUGAUGUCGAGUGAUGGCUCGACAAACCUUGUCACAUCGGUACCAACCCCUCUUCCGACGACUUCAAUGUCAAGUGGAGACUCUGUUUCGAUGGAAAAUUGGACACCAAGUGCCAGACCUUCACAGUCGGCGUCGAUUACCCCAAGUUUGGAGGACAGCACGAACCCAUCGCAAGAAUUGUCUUCAAGUCCAACCGUCUCACAAAGCAAUAGGCCUACUGUCACUUCUAGCACACGUCCAACCGACGUAGUAUCGGCACUUCCUUCAACUGUUAUAAGUGCCUCACCAACUUCCAACCCGACUUCAACGAGAAACAAUAUCGCACCGCUUAUCCCAAGUGAUGACCCAACAAGUCUACCGACCAAAAACCCGUCGAAGCAACCCACGGAGUUUCCCACCUCAAGCCCGACGCAUGCGCCAAGCGCAAUCCCAUCAUUCGUGCCAACGAUAUCCCCAUCUGCAAUCCCUUCAGAUUCACCAACUCAGAAUCCAACAGAGCAAUGCACACUGCGGUUCGACUUAGCUUGCAGCGCACCCGUAGAACUUUCGCCAGAUGGUUCGUGUACUUUCAUCUACAACCAGCCUACUGCUUGUCAGGAGCAACCAUCAAGGUUGAAGAUGCGGUACAAUGGUGGUGACUGCACACAUAGUUCAAAUCUGCAGGGGAAUACAUUCUUUAGUUGUGAGGAUUUUGGACCCAGCAAUGAUGGUCCUUCAAAUCAAGAUGGGUCAAUUGCAUUCAUUAGAGUCGUUGAUUAUGAUGACAAGACUGCAAUUAGAUUUGACGGCUUUGUCCGAGUCGGCGAAGAUGUCGUCAUCAAUGGGAUGGGAUCGAACUUGAACGUCACUGUGUAUGACCCAAAAUCUCUUUCAACUUCGGCGGAAAUCAUGAAACCAGAAAACAUUCUUCAGACACUUGUUUUUCACACGACAUGUCCUGUACCAAUAAGUAAUCUGUUUCUGAAGGAUAGAUUUGGUUCUAUCCAAAUUGUUGAAUUCGAAAACGCACUUCAGGGUGUAGUAUCCUGCUUUCAAGAACUGACACUCAAUGUUGAGAUCAGUAGUGACUUUGAAGUCGAUCUUUUGUCAACAAAUAUUGUGAGCAAUAUUGGCAACGAUUUCUUUGGCAUCUACAACCUUACGGACGAAGCCUCCGGAGUUAGAAUCAACAAAUCACAGUCUUUUCGUGCUACACAGAAGGUUACGAUCGACCUUGUUCGGAGAAAAGCCUAUUCGGCACAGGGUGUUGUAGUUGGCAAGAGGACUCUAGGCAAUGGGUGCUACGGUUCUGGUAUGACUACAUUUACGGCAGGGGCGCCGCUGCCCCCUUCAAUUCCAACUCUACCACCAACAGUUGUCCCAUCAGCGUCUGCUGCCCCCUCUACAGACCCGCUGUUCACGAGGUGUGACUUGGAAGCUACCAUAAGUUGUACAAGAAGUGAUGGCGGAUCAUGUGGCGCAUUGAAAGCCCCAGUCGAGACAACUUGUAUUGGAGAAAGCGCCAAAGAGCUUUCAUUUACCUACAUUCCAUCAUCAAACUGCAACGAAACAAAGUCGCAAGAUCGAUUUAUAUGCAAUGAUGCAAACCUUGCUUUGAAACGCCCAUUCACUAGUUUCGUUCGAAUAUUUCGAGGAACUGAUAUAUUUUACGAAGGCGCUGUAUCGGCUGGACAACUGUUUCGGGUACCAUUGCCUAUGAACACCAAGGAAAUUGAAGCUGCACUAUUCACAGUAUCGUCUGCUGAAUCUGCUGGAACGCUCUUGGAGCAAAUGCAGCUGAGCGUUGCGUGCAGAGAGAAGGACGGCUUAACUCUUCUACAGAAGUAUGGCCAUUUGCAACUAAAUGGGUUUGUGAACGAAGAUAUGGGGAGUCAACAGAUAUUUGCAAAUCUUGACUUGACAUACACAGUUCAAAACAAAGGAAUCUUCGACGCGCUUUUGACAACAGCAACAACCGACAGCCCAUUCACUGGGAUCGGUGAUGAAGUCCUUCCUACCAAUGCUCCAAGACGGCUAAUAGCGUCAGACGACACCGUAUCGUUCACUGAAACUGCUACUGUCAAUCUUGUUGCAGCGGCUGGACAAGACUUUGAUUUCUUUUUUGAAAUUGCCGGUGUGAGUACAUUCAAUAACUUCGUCUGUUCCGAUAUUGGUGAACUUUCCCUUCAAAUUUUAUAG